This is a messenger RNA of Chondrus crispus (carragheen), 192 nucleotides long. RefSeq lists its product as hypothetical. Lineage: Eukaryota; Rhodophyta; Florideophyceae; Gigartinales; Gigartinaceae. The coding region runs from base 1 to 192 and encodes 63 amino acids. The transcript has a single exon. The record is from RefSeq and is a predicted model, not a curated record.
AUGGCUAGACAUGAUUCAAUUGCAGUAUUCAUUUCUCAGCAUAUCAAUGUAAUCUUUCAACCUGACGAUCAACUUAAGAGACGAUCGAUCAACUUUCUGCCCUCUCCUUUCACUUCUCAUGUUUGUUUCUUGGUGUUUCUUGGUGAUCUAAAUAUGCCGUACAGUGUACUCGUCGAAUCUGGAACGCCGUAG